AUGGAGGAAGAGGUAGAGGCCUUCCAUUCCUUGUAUGAGAGGCUAUCCUCAUACUUGGUGGAAAAAGAGGCUUAUGAUCGAGUCGCGACCUUAGAAAUUGUUAAUGAAGAGUUCACAGACAAAGAAGGGAGGAAGAAGAGAUUCAGCUUGCUCAAGAGGCAUUGGAUGACACACCUCCGAAGCCGUUUUCCCCACUACUGCAGUUGCAAGGACAGAACGAACGAGUUUGUGUGGGAACCUAAACAUCAAGAGGCUUUCGAAAAAAUCAAGGCCUAUCUGGCGAGCCCACCAGUGCUUGUUCCUCCCAGAGCUGGAUUUCCAUUAAAGUUGUAUGUUUCAGCAGCUGAGGCUUCCAUGGGUAGCCUCCUCGCUCAGGAUGAUGAAGAGGGUGUCGAACAUGCCAUCUUUUACCUCACUUGCAAGUUACGGCAUUACAUGUUGUCCUUUACUACUUGCAUCAUUGCUCAAACCGAUCUAGUCAAGUAUAUGCUAUCGCGACCUAUCCUGAGAGGCCGUAUUGGCAAGUGGGUGCUCGCCUUAUCAGAAUUCUCACUACAGUAUGUCCCACAAAAAGCAGUAAAAGGGCAAGCUAUCGCGGACUUUCUGGCACAUCACCCUAUGCUGGAUGUCCCCGCGGUUAGAGAUUUAGAGGUCGCUGCCACAACUUUAGAUCGCCCAGAUUUGGCUUGCUUACCAGAGUACGCCGCACUGUAUCAAACCACAGUCUCAUUCCAGCCCUGGGUGUUAUAUUUUGACAGGUCAAGAACAGAUACGCUAGCAGGAGCAGGAAUUGCACUGGAGAAUCCGGCUGGAGAUCACUUUUCGUACUCAUUCCAGUUGGAGUUUCAAUGUACCAACAACCAAGCAGAAUAUGAGGAUUUAAUCAUAGGCCUAGAAGUACUGUUGGAAAUGGGAAUCAGAGAUGUACAAAUAUUUGGCGAUUCUCUCUUGGUUAUUAAUCAGUUGUGA
Rosa chinensis is the source of this 969-nucleotide messenger RNA. RefSeq lists its product as uncharacterized. NCBI's taxonomy places the organism in Eukaryota, Viridiplantae, Streptophyta, Magnoliopsida, Rosales, Rosaceae. Bases 1 to 969 code for a protein of 322 amino acids. Gene Ontology annotation, molecular function: nucleic acid binding; RNA-DNA hybrid ribonuclease activity. The transcript is spliced from 3 exons. The record is from RefSeq and is a predicted model, not a curated record.